UUUCGAAUCUGAUUCUUAUAAUAUCGCUUACUAUUGAUAAUCGACAAGUAUAAGUCAGAUUCACACUUCCACGAUUUCAUACGUGCAAUUGAUUCGCGAGAUUAACGCUGUGCUCGUGAUUCGAGGUCAACUGUAGGACAGAAUAUCAUUCUGUUGCGAGCGUUGUAGAAGGUUGUUGAUCGUUGCAUUAGAUUACUCAUUUCUAAGUACAGUACAAAGUCCAGUCAGAAAAUGCCAAUUCAGAGCAUCAAAGCACGUCAGAUCUAUGACUCCCGUGGUAACCCCACUGUGGAGGUUGAUCUUGUAACUGAAAAUGGACUAUUCAGAGCUGCAGUUCCAUCAGGUGCUUCAACUGGUGUUCACGAAGCUCUGGAACUUCGAGACAAUGACAAAUCGAAGUAUCAUGGAAAAUCUGUCUUCAAAGCUGUAGACAACAUUAAUAAAACCAUUACACCUGAAUUAUUAAAGGCAAAUUUGGAAGUCACCCAACAAACCGACAUUGAUAACUUCCUUCUGAAACUCGAUGGCACACCAAAUAAGUCAAAGCUUGGUGCAAAUGCACUUCUUGGUGUUUCAUUGGCAGUGUGUAAAGCAGGAGCUGCUAAGAAGGGAGUGCCAUUGUACAAAUACAUUGCAGAACUGGCAGGAAAUCCCAACAUUAUUUUACCAGUUCCAGCUUUCAAUGUUAUCAAUGGUGGUUCUCAUGCUGGAAACAAAUUGGCCAUGCAAGAGUUCAUGAUUUUACCUACUGGUGCUGCUAACUUCACCGAAGCGAUGAAGAUGGGUAGCGAAGUUUACCAUCAUCUGAAGGCCGGAAUUAAGAAGAAGUUCGGUCUUGACGCCACCGCCGUUGGAGAUGAGGGUGGUUUCGCUCCAAACAUCUUGGAGAACAAAGAAGCCUUGAAUUUAAUCAUGGAUGCCAUCAAGGUCGCUGGAUACGAGGGAAAAAUAAAGAUUGGUAUGGAUGUCGCUGCAUCCGAGUUCCAUAAGAACGGAAAAUACGAUUUGGACUUCAAAAAUGAGAAGUCUGACCCAGCCACAUACUUGGACCCGACAGCCUUGAAGAAUCUGUACUUGGACUUCGUCAAGGAAUUCCCGAUCGUUUCCAUUGAAGAUCCGUUCGACCAGGACGACUGGGAAUCCUGGACCACUAUGACUGCCUCUACCCCUAUUCAGAUAGUGGGUGACGAUCUUACCGUCACAAAUCCUGAGAGAAUCAAAACAGCUAUUGAAAAGAAAGCCUGUAACUGUCUGUUGUUGAAAGUCAACCAAAUAGGAACCGUCACAGAAUCUAUUAAUGCGCACAAACUUGCCAAGAGCGCUGGUUGGGGCACAAUGGUAUCUCAUCGUUCCGGAGAGACAGAAGAUACGUUUAUAGCUGAUCUGGUCGUUGGAUUGUCGACCGGUCAGAUUAAAACUGGCGCACCUUGCCGUUCCGAACGUUUGGCCAAAUAUAAUCAGAUUCUUCGCAUCGAAGAGGAGUUAGGUGCCGCUGCUAAGUUCGCAGGAGAAAAAUUCCGUAAUCCUCAAGCUUAAAACCUCCACCCAGUUCCUUUUAAUAACACAAAACUCUAGUUGUUGUACAACUAGCCUAGUUAAAUACGUAUACGCUUAGAGGUUAUGCGUAUAAGUAUGAUACAUAACAAUAAGCAACCAGUGAAGAAGUUUAAUUAUGAAAAGUAUUGUUAACUGUAAAGUUAUUGAUUAUAAAGUUAUUGAUUAUUUAAAUAAAGUUAAAAAAUAAUAUAAAAUA
Messenger RNA from Megachile rotundata (alfalfa leafcutting bee), 1753 nucleotides. RefSeq names its product alpha-enolase (gene Eno). Gene Ontology annotation, biological process: glycolytic process. Gene Ontology annotation, molecular function: phosphopyruvate hydratase activity; magnesium ion binding. Gene Ontology annotation, cellular component: phosphopyruvate hydratase complex. NCBI's taxonomy places the organism in Eukaryota, Metazoa, Arthropoda, Insecta, Hymenoptera, Megachilidae. The record is from RefSeq and is a predicted model, not a curated record.